UUCAUAUUAGCCAAAUUUUAUAUCGUUUGUAUAUUUGAUCGCGUGUGUCUUAUAAAAGUUGAAAGUUGAUAAAUAAAAGUGCAAAAUGAGUGAAGCAACUGCAAGCGAGACAAAUGUUGAUGUUGUUGCAACAACAGCUGCAGCUAUAAAGCCUGCAACGGAACCGGAAACGGAAGCAACUGCUUCAAAAAUACCCAAGGGAUUGACUCGCUCCAAUAUACCCACACCGGCCGCGUCUGUAACGGGCAUACCCAUAAAGCAAAGGCCGCCUUCAAACUUCGGCUCAUCGAAUUCGAUAUCGAAAAUCGGACGACCCUGUUGUACGCAUACAACACCAAAAACGGGACCUCCACCCAGAGAUACAAACAGCAUGAGUCGUGAAAGCGAUGACAAUUUGAGUUCGAUCAAUUCGGCGUACACAGAUCACAACAGCACCGUGCUGACAGCCAACACAGAGCAGUUUAUAAUUGGCCAACGAGUGUGGGUGGGCGGACUGCGUUCCGGCCAAAUAGCCUACAUUGGCGAGACACACUUUGCCCCCGGCGACUGGGCGGGCAUUGUGCUCGAUGAACCAAAUGGCAAAAACGAUGGCUGCGUCUCGGGCAAGCGUUACUUCCAGUGUGAGCCAAAGCGCGGCAUCUUCUCGCGUCUCACACGUCUCACCACAUAUCCGCUAUCGGGCGCCAUGACCCCCACAUCGCCCCUGGCCAAAAACUCUCCAGAACGUUCACGCACAGGGUCCCCAACAGCCAGCGUGCGUAGCUCCAUGAUGCGCAGCCCUGGCAUUGGCAAGAAUGGUCUGACGGUGGGCGAUCGGGUGAUUGUCUCCUCGGGCUUUGGCAGUCGACCGGGCAUCUUGCGCUAUUUGGGAGAGACACAGUUUGCUCCGGGCAACUGGUGUGGCGUUGAACUGGACGAGGCCAGCGGCAAAAAUGAUGGUGCCGUUGAUGGCAUUAGAUAUUUUGAGUGCAAACCGAAGUACGGCGUAUUUGUGCCAAUUGCCAAGGUGUCGCUAUCGCCAUCCACAAAGAAGUCGCGUCUAUCGCGCACCGGUUCACGCGAAUCUUUAACCUCGAUUGGCACCAUGAACAGCAUUGCCACAACAAAUACGUCGCGCAUGCGUAUGAAUGCUCAGCGCAAAUCGAGCACGCCCAUAAGGCCAAUUGUUACGCCGACAAAAAGUCAAUUUUCCAUGCAGGACUUGCUGCGCGAGAAGCAACAGCAUGUGGAGCAGCUAAUGGUGGAGCGGGAUCUCGAUCGCGAGGAUGCACAGAAUCAGGCGUUGCAGCAGCAAAAGAACAUCAAUGAGUUGAAGGCUCGCAUUUUGAAGUUGGAGUCGCAAUUGGGCGACGAGCGCAAGAAAUCCGAAGAAUUGCAAUUUUCAAUAGAUGAAGCUCAGUUCUGUGGCGAUGAAAUGAAUGCGCAAUCCCAGGUGUAUAAGGAAAAAAUACAUGAUCUGGAAAAGAAAAUAACUCAGCUAGUCUCAGCCACGCCCAGUUUACAAAACAUACCACCUGUGGAGGAAAACGCUGCUUUAUCUGCUGCCCAGUCACAAAUAUCUGAAUUGCAGGACAAGUUGAGCGAGCAGGAAAAGUUGAGUGAGGCGCGUCUGGCCGAGUCCCUGGAGGAGGAGAAACGAUUGCGUGAGAACAUAACAUAUCUGCAGUCGCAGAAUGCAUCGCUGCAAACGGAGCUGGUGGCCAAGGAUGAAAGUCUGGAGAAAUUCUCUCUCUCGCAGUGCGGCAUUGAGAAUCUGCGACGUGAGCUGGCGCUGCUCAAAGAAGACAACGAGAAGCAGGCAAUGGAAACAAAAGCGAACUUUGAACAGAAACUGGCAGCUAAAGCGGAGCAACUGCAGCAGGUCAACAACGAGUUGCAGAAGCUGAAGAACAACUCUGAUAAUCUAGAGAGUGAAAGGGAAACCGUGACAGAUGAGUGUGAAAUACUGCAGACGGAGAUUCGCAUGCGGGAUGAGCAAAUCAAGGAGCUGAGUCAACAGCUGCAUGAGCUCACCACGGAUCUAAAUGUGCAGAAGGCGGACAGCUCAGCGCUGGACGAGAUGCUCAAGGUGCAGCAGUUGAAUAAUGAUGAGAACAAGUCUCAAUUCGAGCAGCUUCAACUGAAUCACAAUCAACUCAAGGCAGCUCACGAACUACUGGAUAAGGAGAAGCAGCAGCUGCAACAACAACUCAGUGACAUGCAACAAGCGGCAGAGAAGCAACUGCAAGUCAGUGGCAACCACGAGAAGAAGCUAGAGCAGCAGCAAGCGGAGCAACAGCAGCUUAAGCUACAAAAGGAUGCACUCGAGGAGCUGCUGGAGACGCUGAAAAAGGAGUUGAAUUUAGUGCAGCAAAACACGCAAGCGCAGUUGGAAGAAAGGAAAGCAGAAACCAGCGAAAAGGAGGCAAUGCUGAAGGAGCUAUCAAACUCCUUGGAACAAUUGCAGCAGCAGCUAAGAGAAAAGUCCAAAGAACAUGAAGAUCAAAUGGCCAAACAGGAGCAGCUAAAACAAAAGCAAGUCGAGCAGGAAAAGCAGCUGACAGAGACGCAUGUCAAGUUUGAAGAGUUGGAAAAAACCAACAAGGCAACACUAUUGCAGCUGGAGCAACUGCAGCAACAGGCAACACUUAGUGGCGAGGCAGGAGCAAAAGAAUUGGCAAAACUGCAGAAGGAGCUGCAAGAAACUCAAACAAAAGAGAAGCAAUUACAAAGCGACCUUAAAUCACAAUCUGGAGAGUUGGAAAGCACAAAGUUGCUGCUGCAGACGACACAAGCAACACUCGAGCAGCAGACAGCGGAACUUGAGGCAGCCAAAUUGCAAGUGGCACAAACAGAAACCCAACUCAAAGUUAGCGCCGAAAAUUGUGCCCAACGUGAACUGGAAUUGGGUGAUGUGAGGCGACAACAUGAGGCAUUGCAACUGAAAAGCGAUGCGUUGCAGCAGCAGCAUGAAACGCUGCAAACAGAGCUGCUGGCAGCACGCGGUGGCGUCUCACAGUUGCAGGCAACUUUAAAGCAGCUCAAUGAGGAAUUAUUAGUCAAGCAACAGAGUUAUUCGGCCCUGGAGAGCAAAAGCAGUGGACAAUGCCUCGAACUGGCCAGCGACAAUGAGUUGUUGCAACAAACGAACGCCAGGUUGCAGCGUGAGCUGAAGGAGAUCCAAGAGCAGCUGGAAAAACUGCAAGUUGAAUCGAAUCUAAAGCAAACACAGCUCAGUGAACAGGAACAACUUGCCACACAGCGGGAACUCGCCUUGGGAGAUGCGCAGAGGCAACAGGAGCAAUUGGUUGCACGCAGCCAGGCAUUGUUGCAACAAAAUGAAACGUUGCAACAGCAGUUGACAAAUAUGCAGAGCAGCUCCACCGACUCCAAUGCGGAGCUGGUGAAACUCUCGCAACAACUUGUGGAGCAGCAGCAAGCGAACGAGCAACUUGCCACCAAGGCCAAUGAGGAACGUGCCGCACUCGAGCGACAGCUGCAGUCGAGUCAACAGCGUCUGGAUGCGCUCUGCGCCCAGGUGGAGCUGUUAACCCAGGAACUGGCCACAAGCACGGAGCAAAGCAAUCAGCUCAACGGCAAACUCAAGACGGAGCAGGAAAUGGCCGCCAAGCAGACACUGGAGUUAAGUGAUGCCACAAGGAAACUAGAAGCAGCCACCGGCAAGUGUCUGCAGCUGGAGCAGCAACAGGAGAAGCUGCAGCAGGAGCUAAGCAACGUGAGAGCUGAACACACAGAACUUACCACAAAAUUCAAUCAGCUGACCCAGCAAUUGUCCCUGUCUCAAAAGGAGCUGAGCACGCAGAAGGAUGUGAGCUGCGAGCAGCGUUUGCAGCUGGAAAGGGAGCUGCAGGAGGCGCGACAACAGCUGCAAGCCAGUCAGGCCAACAUGAGUGAGACGCAGCUCCAGGAAAACACGCAAAGGGAGAAGCUCAAAGCGGAGGCAGAGAAGCGGGAAAUGAAACUUCAAGAAGAACUAAAGCAGCUACAGGAAAGACUCUCCCAGUUGCAAGCCGAGCAACUGCAGCAGAGCAGCGGCAAUGAGCUAGUCAUCAAGGAGCUGCAGGAGCGCCUGGAGAUAACAAACAGUGACCUACAGCACAAGGAGCAGCUGGCUCGCGAGGAUGCACAAAAGAUAACAGACUUGAAGACACUUGUGGAGGCCAUUCAGGUGGCCAAUGCAAACAUCUCAGCAACCAAUGCCGAGUUGUCCACUGUGCUGGAGGUGCUCCAAGCCGAGAAGAGCGAAACGGCGCACAUAUUCGAGCUGUUUGAAAUGGAGGCAGACAUGAAUGCGGAAAGACUGAUUGAAAAGUUGCAGGGCAUGAAGCUGGAACUGCAGCAAACCCACAGCCAGCUGGAGAUUCAACAGACCAGCCAUAAGGCAUUGCAGGAGCAGCUACAACAACUGCAACAAAGUGAGCUAAAUCUACAGGGCACAGCUGUGGAGGCCGCCGAGCAACUGCGUCAGCUGCAACAGGCCAAUGGCGAACUCCAAGAUGCAGUGCAGCAAAAGCAGGCAAGGAUUAGCGAAGCAGAGCAACAGCUGCAAAGCCAGCAAACUCAAUUCGAGUCCCUACAGAGCAGCCACAAAGACUUGCAACAAGAACUGCAGCAGCUGAAACAAUCUAGCCAAGAUUUACAGUCAUCCAAGCUCAAAUUGGAGGAGCAACUGCAGCAGCUCCAAGCGGCCCAUGUGCAGCUACAACAGCAGCUAGAAAAGGGCAACGAAUUCGAUGCCCAGCUGGCGGAAUAUCAAAAGGUCAUCGAUGAAAUGGAUGAAGCCUCUAGCGAAAAGUCCACACAGCUGCAGCAGCUCCAAAGUCGCAUCACAGAGCUGGAGGCGGGACUGCAUCAGGCACAGAAAACCGAGCAAAUGAUGCACAUGGAGUGUCAACAGUUGACACGGCAAUUGCAGGCUCUGGAGCUGGAGGAGGCACGAGAGAUUAUGGCACUGCGCGCUAAUGGCUCACCAGCCAACAAAGCAAAUACACAUGAGCAACUGGAUACGGAAACCAGUCUGGCGAAGAUCAACUUCCUCAACUCCAUCAUUGCGGAUAUGCAGCAGAAAAAUGAUGCGCUGAAAGCCAAAGUGCAGACGCUGGAAACCUUGCCCAUGGACUUUACCAAACCUCAAGCCUUUGAUCUGCUGAGCAAACGCAAACCGGCUCCACGUCUCUUUUGCGACAUCUGCGAUGAGUUUGAUAAGCAUGAAACCGAGGAUUGUCCACUGCAAGCUAGCGAGGAUCGGGAUUACUCCCCGCCACCGCUCGCCGAGGCCAACAAUAAUGAUAAAAAGGAACGCAAGUUGCCAGCUCCACGCAAAUACUGCGAUUCCUGUGAAGUCUUUGGACACGAUACUAGCGAGUGCGCAGACGAUGAGACCUAUUAAAGCUAAGACAAUUUUGUUGGCUGUUUUAACACACACACACACACAUACUCUUUUGAAUGCCAAUCAAUCGGAUUGAAAGACUUUUUACCUCAGCGGUGCUAUGGAUAACGAAUAUCUACAAAUCCUAACUAAACUUUUGCACCGAAUUUGUGGGAUUAGCAUUUGAUUGGCUAUUUUUAAAUUGUUUUUUAUUUAUUUAUACAAAUAGUGAAAUUAUUUCUAUUGUUUCGUAAAUGUCUUGUAAAAAUAAAUGAGUAACUAAAUUUAA
Molecule: messenger RNA, 5657 nt
Organism: Drosophila innubila
Lineage: Eukaryota; Metazoa; Arthropoda; Insecta; Diptera; Drosophilidae
Gene: CLIP-190
Product: restin homolog
Exons: 14
Coding region: 86-5389 (1767 amino acids)
Source: RefSeq, a predicted model, not a curated record